Chelonoidis abingdonii (Abingdon island giant tortoise) is the source of this 4288-nucleotide messenger RNA. It is a transcript of the gene AFG3L2, whose product is annotated as AFG3 like matrix AAA peptidase subunit 2. Gene Ontology annotation, cellular component: m-AAA complex; membrane. Lineage: Eukaryota; Metazoa; Chordata; Testudines; Testudinidae. Gene Ontology annotation, molecular function: zinc ion binding; ATP-dependent peptidase activity; ATP binding. The record is from RefSeq and is a predicted model, not a curated record. Gene Ontology annotation, biological process: mitochondrial protein processing.
GAGCGGAGUCUCGCGGCGGCCGUUUGGCCAUGGCGCACCGCUACCUGCUGCUGUCGCGGGGCUGCUGCCGGCGCCGGGGCCUGCCCAGGGUCCUGACGCUGCAGCAGCUGCUCUCGGGCCGGAGCCCCUCCGGGCCGGGGCCGGCGCAGCUCCGUGAACAAGUUACCGCUAGAGUGACUACUAACAAAAGUACUGUCUUGGCAAGCGUAAUUGCUGCUUACAGAAGAUUCUUCUCCCAACCUCCUAAAGGAUUUGAGAAGUAUUUUCCUAAUGGAAAGAAAACUAAUGAAUCCAAAGGAUCAGCUGGAGAAACAAAAGAAGCAAAGCAGACUAAUGCCCAGCGACCUCCUGGGAGCAAUAGUGGUGGAGGAGGAGGAGGUGGAGGUGGAAAAAGAGGUGGCAAGAAAGAAGACACUGGAUGGUGGGCCAGAUUACAGAAGGGUGACUUUCCAUGGGAUGACAAAGAGUUCCGGUUUUACUUCAUGAGCAGUUCCAUUUUCUGGGCUACUGUUACAUAUUUCUUUUUCUUCAGGAACUCUGGUAGAGAAAUCACUUGGAAGGAUUUUGUCAAUAAUUACCUUUCUAAAGGAAUGGUGGACAGACUAGAAGUAGUGAACAAGCGCUUUGUUAGAGUGGUCUUUACUCCAGGAAAGUCUCCAAUCGAGGGGCAAUAUGUCUGGUUUAAUAUUGGUAGUGUGGACACUUUUGAGCGGAAUCUGGAAACUGCACAGCUAGAGUUUGGAAUAGAAGGAGAGAACAGAUUACCUGUAGUCUACUCAGCAGAAAGUGAUGGCUCGUUUCUUCUGAGCAUGCUGCCCACAGUCCUUAUAGUUGGCUUCUUAUUGUACACGUUAAGACGAGGGCCCGCUGGCAUGGGUCGAACAGGACGAGGAAUGGGUGGACUCUUCAGCGUAGGUGAAACUACAGCCAAGGUCCUAAAGGAUGAAAUAGAUGUAAAGUUCAAAGAUGUAGCUGGCUGUGAAGAGGCCAAAUUAGAAAUAAUGGAGUUUGUUAACUUUCUGAAAAACCCAAAGCAAUAUCAGGAUCUAGGAGCAAAAAUCCCUAAGGGGGCCAUUCUGACGGGUCCUCCAGGCACUGGGAAAACACUUCUAGCUAAAGCUACAGCAGGGGAAGCUAAUGUUCCUUUCAUUACAGUCAAUGGCUCUGAGUUCUUGGAGAUGUUUGUUGGCGUGGGUCCAGCUAGAGUCCGUGAUUUAUUUGCUCUGGCCCGUAAAAACGCCCCUUGUAUUCUCUUCAUUGAUGAAAUAGAUGCAGUAGGAAGGAAGAGAGGACGGGGAAACUUUGGAGGGCAAAGUGAACAAGAAAACACACUCAACCAACUUCUAGUAGAAAUGGAUGGAUUUAACACUACCACAAAUGUAGUCAUUUUGGCAGGCACCAAUAGACCAGAUAUCUUAGAUCCUGCGCUAAUGAGACCAGGGCGCUUUGAUAGACAGAUCUACAUUGGACCUCCAGAUAUAAAGGGAAGAGCAUCUAUUUUCAAAGUUCACCUCAGGCCCCUGAAACUAGAAAGCAUCAUAGAUAAAGAUAACCUGGCAAGAAAACUUGCAUCACUAACUCCUGGGUUUUCAGGUGCUGACAUUGCUAAUGUUUGUAAUGAAGCUGCUUUGAUCGCUGCAAGACACCUUUCAGAUGCCAUAAACCAAAAGCACUUUGAGCAAGCAAUUGAACGAGUAAUAGGAGGUUUGGAAAAGAAAACACAGGUACUGCAACCAGAGGAGAAAAAGACAGUAGCAUAUCAUGAGGCAGGCCAUGCAGUAGCAGGAUGGUUUCUGGAACAUGCUGACCCACUCUUAAAGGCAUCCCUAACUCCUACAACUUAUGCAGAAGACUAUUAAACAUGGAGACCCUCCUUGCCAAUAAAUGGAGAAAGGAGGACAAAAGUUCUGUACACCCUGUCACAGGACACUUAAUACUAAAAAGACUUAAAGUUCCUUACUAUCACCAAAUCAAAUUUACUUGAUUUAAAUAUAUUUGAAUCUUCGUUGACUGAAUAAAAUAUUAGGACACAUUAUAAUAGCUGUAUCCCAGGUAUAAAUAUUGUAAUAUUUUCCAGGUACUUUCCUUAGCUGUUGAUAUCCCUGGUUAGGAUCAUCUACAUCAUAAGUCUGUUCCAUAGUUUGAAAGGGGUAUGUCUAAAGUCUUACACUGUCACAAAUUCUAAGCUUACCAUUAAAUCUGAAGGCUGUGGUUUUCUUCAAGAGCUCGCUCAUGUCCAUUCCAUAUUAGGUGUGUGCUUGACACAUGCACCAGUGCCGGAAGAUUUUCCCUUAACAGUAUCCAGAGGGGACCAGCUCUGGCACCCUCUUGAAUGGUGCCUGCAUGGCACAGUGUAAGGGGCGCUACUGGCUCCCCCAAACCUCAGUUCGUUCUUGUCGCCGGUGAUGAUGCUGGAACAUCUGCUGCUUCAGCUAGCGUUGUUUCGUUCUCUGUUCUUGCAAACUUUGAAAACCUGUAAUAUAAUUGUAUAUAGUUACUAGUUUCUUAGUUACUCUUAGUAGUAGUUCUCAACUCUUCAUUAGUCCCAAACGGGACUCAGCUGCGGGACAGGGCAUGCCCCGGUCUCCAGGCUUUAAGCCCUGUGAUCACUGCAAACAACCUAUGCCCAUCAGUGAUCCACAUACCAGCUGCCUAAGGCGCUUAGGCAAAGGGCAAAUAAGUGACAAGUGCUGUAUCUGCAAGUCCUUUAAGCCUAGAACAAAGGAGUGCAAUAUUCAUCUGAAAUUACUUCUAAUAGAGUUGGUACUCGGGCACUGGAGCAGUGGUCUGACUGCACCAAGCACCACGGCCUCCGUGCGCAGUGCUCUGCUAGCACUGUCCAUGAGCCAGUUCCGGUAAAGAAGCUGAAAAGAAGUGUGAGGAAAAGAUCUCCUAGCUCCUGUAAGAGAAAUGAGAGGGAUGGGCAUGAGCCACAACCCAUGCUGGGCAGCUCAACACCCCCUUUGGGAACCCAGGCUCCAGCUCAGGUCAAGCUGUGCAGCCCAUCCCAUACUUCACCUGUGACUCUGUAGCGCUGCAGGCCCUAGCCAGCUUCAGGUGCCGUUGACACCCAAAGCCAUUAAAGCAGCUCAGGAGAGCCUGACACUCCUGGUGCCACCCACACCUGCUCCAGCAGUACCCCAGUCUCAGGGAAAACCUGCGUUGAGACCUAUGCGUCUGUCCCCGCUUCAGCGGCACCAAUCUCUAUUGAGGGGGACGUCCCACCAUUGCUCGCCCACCCGAAGCCGUCACGCCUCAGGACUACAGAGACAGGCUUGGUAGAGCCCUCUUCAAUCUCUGCAUGGGGGGCAUCAAUCAAGGGUCUCAAGAUCUACCUUGCCGGUAGACUGGCACAGACCCUCUGAGGCACACACCACCCAGCAAGAACUUCUGGACCAGCUGCCUGUUUCUGAGGGCCCAGUACCGAUCUUGGGAGCAAUCGAGGAUCAGAUAUCACCAGGGCAUUAUUGCCCAUCUCCAGGCAGUAGGUCACCCUACUCAGGAAGAAUCUUACGGUGACCAGCCAGUAUUGGCUCCCUGUCUCAUUCAGUGACCCGGUACUAUUUGUUUAGCGUGAGGCAUGGAUCAACGGAUGUCCGAGGCAGGUCCACUGAAUGCUGUUGAUCCCCAAGAUCCCAACCAAGACGCUGGUCUUAUUUGGACAGGUUGAUGUUGAGACGCAGUGGCCGGCACCAGUCAGAUGAGAGUCACUCUGCCAGAUCCUGGUCGCCCGUUACUGACUGCUCCAUUUAUACCUCUGGCACAGAGCAAGGUUCCCUGACUGCAGGACAAGCCCCAGUACUGACGGUACUGCCUACAUCAUCAGCACCAAAACCUGUCCCAUGGCCCCAAGUGCAGUGGCCAGUGCCAUGGUACCCGUGGAACCUUUGAGGGUUCACCCAACCUUCCCAGGCUGCCCAAUUGGUGUUGGGAGCCUCAGAGAGGCCAGCAGCCUCAAAAUCCCAUUCCCUUCUGGUGCUCCAGGCUUUGCGGGGUAAGACCCCACAGGUCCAGGAGGACCUAGGGGAGCAAGGUGCUGGACCACCAAUGGACGUGGAGGUUCCUGUAGCACCAGCAUCAUCCUCGUCGUCGCCAGAUGAGGCUAUCAUGGGGUCCCCUCGCUCAGUUCCUUGGGAUGAUGCCAAGCACACCAGGAACUUUUGAAGAGGGUCGUUUCUAAACUGGGCCUUCAGGCAGAGGAAUUGAUAGCUCAGAUCUGCUAAACCCAGGAUUGUGGGUUCAGUCCUUGAGGGGGCCACUUAGGUAUCUGGGGCAAAAAUCUGUCUGG